AAACAAGCCAUAAACGGUCAGAGCUGACGAAUUCAUGAGCCGCAGCUCUCCGCAUGAGCGAGAUGAAUACAUGUGAACAGACGGCUGUGCCUCUGGCCGCUGGGCUUUCCCCGCGCUGGUAGAGGCGCGCGUAACGAUCCAGAAGAUGACGACGACUAGACAGACGUCUUCUGGCGCGCAGGUGUGAGAGAACAUUGAUAUGUCAUCACUGACAUGUUGCGCUUAGCUUGAUGUCUAUAGGUUUCGGAACCACUGACUGGACAUGAUGUUCAGUCGACUAAUGAGCGGCAGUGUUCGGAGUCUGGACAGAGAAUUCAACUGCACUGUCCGGCUUCUAGACGACACGGAAUACACCUGCACGGUACAGAGUGAUGCAAAGGGCCAGUGGCUUUUUGAGCAGAUAUGCCAUCAUCUGAGCCUGCUGGAGAAAGACUACUUUGGCAUCAGAUAUGUGGAUCCAGACAAACAGAGGCAUUGGCUGGAGUUUACUAAGCCAAUCACCAAACAGAUACGAUCUCAGCCGCCAUUCACUAUGUGUUUGAGGGUGAAGUUUUACCCCCCUGACCCUGCUGCUCUAAAAGAGGAGAUCACCAGAUAUCUGGUCUUUUUGCAGAUUAAAAGAGAUUUGUAUCAUGGCCGACUUUUGUGCAGGAGCUCGGAUGCUGCUAUGCUAGCUGCAUAUAUUCUACAAGCUGAGAUUGGGGACUAUGACCCAGGGAAGCAUCCAGAAGGCUACAGCUCCAAGUUCCAGUUUUUCCCCAAGCACUCAGAGCGCCUAGAGCGCUGCAUUUCUGAGAUCCACAAAACUGAUCUCAUGGGCCAGACCCCUGAGACUUCAGAGUUGAAUUUUUUAAGGAAGGCCAAGACUUUGGAGACAUAUGGGGUCGAUCCACAUCCUUGUAAGGAUGUGUCAGGAAAUGCUGCAUUCUUAGCCUUCACUCCAUUUGGCUUUGUGGUGUUGCAGGGUAAUCGAAGAGUCCAUUUUCUCAAAUGGAAUGAGGUCACUAAAAUGAAGUUUGAGGGAAAGACCUUCUGUAUUUAUGCAAAUCAACAGGAAGAUCAGAAGAUUAUUCUGACUUACUUUGCCCCAACACCUGAAGCCUGUAAGCACCUAUGGAAGUGUGGAGUAGAGAACCAAGCCUUCUACCAGUUUGAAAAAUCAAGUCAAGUGCGGACAGUGUCUAGCAGCAAUGUGUUCUUCAAAGGGAGUCGCUUCAGAUACAGUGGCAAGGUGGCUAAGGAGGUGAUGGAGCAAAGUGCUAAAAUCAGACGAGAGCCACCCGACAUCCACCGGGCUGGAAUGGUCCCAAGUAGGAGUUGUCCUUCCAUCACGCAUGGCCCGCGACAGUGUAGCGUGCCCCAAACACGCAGAAGAGCAGUCCAUAUAUCCAUUAUGGAAGGUUUAGAGUCUUUACGUGACAGUGGCCACUCUACGCCUGUCCGAUCCACCUCUCAUGGUGGCUCUUUCAUGAGUACACAUGCCAGUGGAGCAGAGGGCAGAAAUACAACAGCAGAAUUCUCUGAGGAAUCCUAUAGUCCCUCUGACAGUGUGCUGCCCACACCAGUAUUCAGCAACUGCUCACUGGACCAGUCCUCGGGCGAUAAUACUAAUGGCUCUCCCGGCAUUCAAGAGACAUGCUCUCCAGACAAGGCAGGGGAGGCAUUCAAUCCAGACAAAGGGAGGUUCGCUGGCACAAGAGGAGGAGCCACUCAUCUAGGAAAGCAAUCUACCAGUAGCAUUGAGGUGGAGCGGCUCAGUGAAGUCAUUGCCAGUUUGGCACGACUCUUCUUGGUGACUCUCACUCUGCUCUUUGCCCUUCUCCUGGUUCUAAUUGCUCUGACAGAGUCUGAAUUAGAUGUAGCCUUCCUGAGGGACAUCCGGCGGACACCUGAGUUUCAGCAGUUUCACUAUGAGUAUUUUUGCCCUUUGAGACGAUGGCUGGCCUGUAAGCUGCGCUGGAUGGGAGGGCACCUCAUAGAUAAGUGAGGCAUAUAUUAAAAAGGGCCUCUCUGUUCUUUAGAUCAUAAACAUCCAGGGGACACUACAGGUUGGAGCAUUAUCGCUGUGUCAUGCUCUUAGAACUUCCAAUUCUGUACUAGGCAAAAGCCACAGACAAAGCCGCAGUACCUUGCCAAGAAUGCUGUUUUUUAUUAGUUUUAGGUUGUUGAUGAAAGUAAUGCAAAAUCAUUUUCAUCAAUGUGUUUCCUUAUUCUGCCGUCAAAUACCCUGUCCUUUUUUUAUUACAGUAAAAACAUGAAAUUAUUCGUCAAAGUGCUCUCAUGAAACACUCUGCUGUUCGCUUCUCCAUUUCCCCAUUCCCCAUUCUGCUGUUUCUUGCUCUGCCUUUUUCUUUUUCUCAUCAGUGCUUGACCCUUUUCACAUGCAGUUCCCUUUUGUUUUGUAGGCAAAAUAUGCCUUUUGUAUGGUUUAAUAGUUGUACAACAGACGGGAGUCUAAGAUGAAUUAGAGGGUUUUUUGAAUGUACAGUACCAUAUGGGACUGUGACUUACUUAGCUGCUUCAAACAUGAAUAUUGGAGAAAGGAAAUAUUUUAGGGUGCAUAUCAAAUUUGCCAGUUGGAGAAAAGCCCUGAUAAAUGAUUACAGUGUGUGAUGGAAGCUCCAGUUUCAAAGGAGUUGUUCAUACUAAAAUCAGACAUGGACUUCCACAGUUUGACAUGUUGAACCUUUUUAGAGAAUCAAAAUAAAAUACACAGAGUAAUGCAAAAUCACAACUUUAUCAAAGUGAUUUUUGUGGUGAUUUACACAUCCAGAGUAAUAGAGUUCAGACUCUUGAUGUGAUAGUGUCACAUUAAGUGUUUUAGUUUUCAAGCGUGGAUGGUCAUAAUAUUUAAUAAUAAUAAUUGCUGAAACAAUUUUUCUUGAUAAGCAAUUACGUGUUCAUCCAGUAGCAAUGUUGUUUUUUUUUCUCAAUUAAAGCCUAAUGUAGAUUUGAUUAGCUCUUAUAGAUAUUGGUUAUAAUGCCCAGUGACUGUGUGCAUUUAAACCACUGCAUGCCGAGGCAUAAUGAAACAAAACUCCAUCCCUGCAACAUAAACAAGCCUCCAGCUUGCUUUUAGUUGAACAAUACAGCAAAUAUAUUCUUAUUUUAUUAUUUUCUGUUUGUAAUUAAAUUUAAAUGAUAAUUUUGCAUCUGGAAAAAUUCCAGAUACACAGUCACACACAAGCACACACACACACACACAACACUGUGUCCAUGUCUUCCUCUUGAAAUAAUGUGAAGCAUAUUGUAACACUAGUUUACUAUAUGGAUUGCACAUAUAUAUAAAUGCCCUAUAUUGGAAAAUGUUUAUUAUUUAUAGCAUAUUUGCAUUUAAUAGUAUACUGCUGCUGUUUAAAAUAGCUUAAAAUAUAUUCUCCAUAUUUUUUCAGUGUUAAACUAUUUUAUUAAAGUGCAUUUUAACUAUAUACAUCCAGUAUAUUUCAGUGUACAGAAUCCUGAAUGCAUACAGAUGUGCAAUUAGUACUGUGUAAGUGUGGGUUUCCUCAGUUCUGAUCCUAUACAUUUAUUUUCAGAAAAAAAUCCAUCAUCAAGCAAAUGAUAAUUAAUACACACAACACAAUUUUUGACACCCUGCAUUUAAUACUUUCUACAGUCUUCCUUUGCGAAUAAAACAGUACUUAGUCCACUCCUGUAACAUCUUAGAAGAUUAGAGAAUAUAGAGCAGGGAAUUUGAGACCAUUCCUCUUUACAGAAUCUCUGCAGAUCAUCCAGGGUCCUCUAUUGCGUACUCUCAUCUUUCGCUCACCCCACAGACUUUUGAAGGGGUUUAGAUCAGGGAAUUGAGAUGGCUAUGGCAGAAGCUUUAUUUUGUGAAGGAGCCUGUUGCUGUGUUGAAGCAGGUAAAUCACGGAUCUGUACUGGCCAGCGGACCUCCAGGACUGGAAGUCAAAUCUGAGUUUCAUCCGUUUUGGUUGACUUUGUUAAAAAUAGAGUUAAAACUUUUUUUUCCAAGAAUUUAUAUGCAUUAUGGUAUUGUUGUGAACAUUAACACACUAAAUUUUACACAAGCUAAAUUGAAAAAAAAAAAAAAAAAAAAAAGA
This is a messenger RNA of Pygocentrus nattereri (red-bellied piranha), 4064 nucleotides long. RefSeq names its product FERM domain containing 5 (gene frmd5b). The record is from RefSeq and is a predicted model, not a curated record. Gene Ontology annotation, molecular function: cytoskeletal protein binding. Lineage: Eukaryota; Metazoa; Chordata; Actinopteri; Characiformes; Serrasalmidae. The coding region runs from base 263 to 1987 and encodes 574 amino acids. Gene Ontology annotation, cellular component: cytoskeleton. The transcript has 14 exons.